Messenger RNA from Chenopodium quinoa (quinoa), 2143 nucleotides. RefSeq lists its product as uncharacterized. Lineage: Eukaryota; Viridiplantae; Streptophyta; Magnoliopsida; Caryophyllales; Amaranthaceae. Gene Ontology annotation, molecular function: metal ion binding. The transcript is spliced from 6 exons. The record is from RefSeq and is a predicted model, not a curated record. Bases 1093 to 1758 code for a protein of 221 amino acids.
UGUCGUCCUAAAAGCUUCAUUUAGCAUUGGAAAAAUUGGUAAAAAUAAUUCCAAUUUUUGCCCGUUCGCUCAAAAUAAUCCCAAGAACUUUGGUGGUCAUUCUCUUAAAAUGGUCCCAAGUGACCGGUAACCUGUUGAUUAUAAAAAAAAAGUGACUGGUAACCUGUUAAAGAGGUAUUUCUUUUUUGGAUUUAAAUGACACGUGUCACCAUAUGAUUUGUUGAAAUAUUAAAAUAAAUAUAAAAAAGGAAAACUUAAAAAAAAAAAAACCAGCCCCACCCACGCAACCCCAACUACCACCCACGUUUUUGGCAUUCCUCCCACCCAGCCUAGCCAGCCUAGUCCCCCCACCCCCACCCGACGCCGCACCCAAAUUCCCUUCCCCAUGCUGCCGAGGACGCCCUCUCCCCUACCUCCGAUUGUCCCUAAACCACCACCGCAAAACCCCCGUCCCGAUAUCUCAUUAAAAACCCCCUCCCCCACCGUAUAAACCCCAGCUGCCACUCCCCCACCCUUGAAACUCCUAGUCGUUAGGGUUCCGAGGGUCGGGGAGCAGCGACUGGGGCGGAGGGUUUUUUUUUUUAAGAUUUCGGGGUGGGGAUUGGGGUUUUGCGGUGGUGGUUUAGGGGGAAGGAUUGACGAGGCGACGAACGGGGGUAGGGGGAAGAGCGUCGCCGGCGUGGGGAGGGGGGUCUGUUGUGGCGGGGGUGGUGAGAUGGAGAAAGGGCCGAUGGGUGGUGGCAGGGAGGGUGGUUGGUGGCUGGGGUUGUCUUUUUUUUUUUUAAUUAGUUUCUUAAGGGUUUUUUUUUUCAACUAAUCACGUGGUGACACGUGUCACCUAAACCUGUUAUAACAGGUUGGGUAAUCGGUUGGGACCAUUUUGAGCGAAUGACCUCCAAAUUUCGGAUUAUUUAAAAAUAAUCCAAAGUUGGGAUUAUUUUGAGUAAACGAAUAAAAGUUGGAUUAUUUUUACCAAUUUAUCCUUUAUCAUUUUCCAUUAAAUAUCCUUUGCGAUUAUUAAGACUUUGGAGAUGCUAUUGAAGUUGGACUGUUGGACGCUUCCACCUUCCAAUUAUUUCCCAUCGCAAAGAGAUGAUGCAGGAAGAACCCAACAAAGACGACGAAGAAGGACCCAGUUCCUCUACCUCCAACCCGAACCCGAAUCCGAAUCCAUGUCCCAUCUGCCUCGGACUCAUUACUCAAGACUCCUAUUUGGAUCGCUGCUUCCACAAAUUUUGUUACAAUUGCAUAAUUCGUUGGACUCAAGUAGUUUCAAGCAGGUCUUCUUCAUUUCGCCAACCAUCCUCCAUUAAGUGCCCUUUAUGCAAGACCGAAAAUAUUUCUAUCAUCUAUGGAUAUGAUGGAAGUACAUUUCAACGGCAUUAUAUUGACCAAAAUAAUGGUAAUAGUGCCUUCUUUUCAAAGGAUCACAAGUAUAGACUACAGUGUUACUACACCGAACCAGAAUCAGGUCUUUUAAGUGAUGCAUUUAAAGUGGAGCGCUAUUGGAAGUCACACAAGUAUCUUCAGCCCAAUAGCUGGCUUGAAAAAUGGUUGAAAAGGGAGUUACAAGCUCUGACACAGGAAGAGGAUGUUGAAAUCAUAAUGCAUCACAUACUCGGGGUGAUUCAGUCAUUUUCAAGAAGCUAUCACCCCAAAGGAAAAACACAUUCCCCGCAUCAAAGCAAGAAGAACUUAGGAUAUUGGUUGCUGAUGCUGCAAUGCCUUUCCUUACGGCUAGAACUAAGCGGUUUGUAAAUGAACUGGAGUUAUUUCUCGCCUCAGGUCUAACUGUUCAGGCCUAUGAUAGAGCUUAUCGAAAGUGUUUAGGUUGGAAGAAGCCUGAGGAAACCACGGAGGAUGAUGAACAAACUAGCAUGGAGCGUGAGCAAAUAGCUCCAUACCUAUAUUUUUUUGAUGAUAAUCAAUGAUAGCACCGAUCUAUUCUAUGUAACUCGGACCAGUUUUCUUGCUUUUAUGUGAUGCAAAAAUACUUGUCAGCUUCUUGUACAACUAGAUUAAUUCAUUCAAGCUUUUGUGCAGUUUAAUUGGUUAGUUUGUAUUAUUGUAUGAUUAUAUGAUGAUGAACUUUGGGUUUUCGCCCACAUGAUUAUAUAGUUGAUGGUUAUCUUUUGCUUCCAAA